Molecule: messenger RNA, 10484 nt
Organism: Otolemur garnettii (small-eared galago)
Lineage: Eukaryota; Metazoa; Chordata; Mammalia; Primates; Galagidae
Gene: USP24
Product: ubiquitin specific peptidase 24
Exons: 68
Coding region: 57-7916 (2619 amino acids)
Biological process (GO): protein deubiquitination
Cellular component (GO): nucleus; cytosol
Molecular function (GO): cysteine-type deubiquitinase activity; cysteine-type endopeptidase activity; protein binding
Source: RefSeq, a predicted model, not a curated record
GCCCGGGACCCGCAGCCGCGCCGCUCGCCGGUCGGCGCUGCCGGGAGGCCCGAGCCAUGGAAUCGGAGGAGGAGCAGCACAUGACCACGCUGCUGUGCAUGGGCUUCUCGGACCCCGCCACCAUCCGCAAGGCCCUGCGCCUGGCCAAGAACGACAUCAACGAGGCCGUGGCGCUGCUCACCAACGAGCGGCCGGGCCUCGACUACGGCGGCUACGAGCCCAUGGACAGCGGCGGCGGCCCCGGCCCCGGGCCUGGCGGGGGCCCGCGGGGCGACGUUGGCGGUGACGGCGGCGGCGGCCCCUCCCGCGGCGGGAGCACCGGAGGCGGGGGUGGCUUCGACCCCCCGCCCGCUUACCACGAGGUGGUGGACGCGGAGAAGAAUGAUGAAAACGGAAACUGUUCUGGGGAAGGGAUUGAAUUCCCUACAACAAACUUAUACGAACUGGAAAGCCGUGUUUUAACCGAUCAUUGGUCCAUCCCUUACAAGCGGGAAGAAUCACUAGGCAAAUGCCUCUUGGCUUCCACCUACCUGGCGAGACUUGGUCUUUCUGAGUCUGACGAGAAUUGUAAAAGGUUUAUGGAUAGGUGUAUGCCUGAAGCAUUUAAAAAGCUCCUGACAUCAAGCGCUGUUCACAAGUGGGGUACUGAAAUUCAUGAAGGAAUCUACAACAUGUUGAUGCUAUUAAUAGAACUGGUCGCAGAGAGAAUAAAACAAGAUCCGAUCCCCAUUGGUCUUCUGGGCGUGCUUACAAUGGCUUUCAAUCCUGAUAAUGAAUACCAUUUUAAAAACAGAAUGAAAGUGUCUCAGAGGAAUUGGGCAGAAGUGUUUGGAGAGGGAAAUAUGUUUGCUAUUUCACCUGUAUCUACUUUCCAAAAGGAACCUCAUGGAUGGGUUGUGGAUUUGGUGAAUAAGUUUGGAGAAUUAGGUGGAUUUGCAGCAAUCCAAGCCAAGCUCCAUUCAGAAGACAUAGAACUUGGGGCCGUCUCAGCGCUGGUGCAACCCUUAGGAGUGUGUGCAGAGUACCUGAAUUCCUCAGUGGUGCAGCCCAUGCUAGACCCAGUCAUUCUUACUACCAUCCAGGAUGUGCGGAGCGUGGAAGAGAAGGACCUCAAAGACAAGAGGUUGGUUAGCAUCCCCGAGCUCUUGUCUGCCAUCAAGCUACUCUGCAUGCGCUUCCAGCCGGAUCUGGUGACGGUUGUGGACGACCUUCGACUAGACAUUCUCCUGCGCAUGCUCAAGUCCCCACAUUUUAGUGCUAAGAUGAAUUCCCUCAAAGAAGUAACCAAACUAAUAGAAGAUAGCACUUUAUCCAAGUCUGUGAAGAACGCCAUAGACACAGACAGAUUGUUAGACUGGCUGGUUGAGAACUCAGUUCUGUCAGUAGCACUGGAAGGUAACAUAGACCAAGCGCAAUACUGUGAUCGUAUAAAGGGAAUCAUUGAACUCUUGGGCAGUAAAUUGUCUUUAGAUGAGCUCACUAAAAUUUGGAAGAUACAGUCUGGACAAUCAUCUACAGUGAUUGAGAACAUUCAUACGAUUAUUGCUGCAGCAGCUGUGAAAUUUAAUUCAGAUCAGCUCAAUCAUUUGUUUGUUCUCAUUCAGAAGAGCUGGGAGACUGAGAACGACAGAGUAAGGCAGAAGCUGUUGAGCCUGAUUGGACGAAUAGGACGGGAAGCUCGCUUUGAGACCACUUCCGGAAAGGUCUUAGACGUCCUCUGGGAACUGGCUCAUCUUCCAACGCUGCCCAGCAGCCUCAUCCAGCAAGCCCUGGAGGAGCACCUGACGAUCCUCAGUGAUGCCUACGCCGUGAAGGAGGCUGUCAAGAGGAGCUACAUCAUCAAGUGCAUCGAAGACAUCAAAAGGCCUGGGGAAUGGUCAAGUUUGGAAAAAAACAAGAAGGAUGGAUUCAAGUCAUCCCAGCUUAAUAAUCCCCAGUUUGUCUGGGUAGUGCCAGCUUUGCGUCAGCUCCAUGAGAUCACUCGCUCAUUCAUCAAACAAACCUAUCAAAAGCAAGACAAGAGCAUUAUUCAAGACUUGAAGAAAAAUUUUGAAAUUGUGAAAUUGGUAACAGGAAGUUUGAUAGCUUGUCAUCGACUUGCAGCCGCUGUGGCUGGGCCUGGAGGCCUAACUGGCUUGACCUUGGUGGACGGACGAUACACUUACCGGGAGUACUUAGAGGCACAUUUAAAAUUUCUGGCAUUUUUCUUGCAAGAAGCUACUCUGUAUCUGGGUUGGAAUCGUGCCAAGGAAAUAUGGGAAUGUCUUGUGACUGGCCAGGAUGUUUGUGAAUUAGAUAGAGAGAUGUGUUUUGAAUGGUUUACAAAAGGGCAGCAUGAUCUUGAGAGUGACGUUCAGCAGCAGCUCUUCAAGGAGAAAAUUCUUAAAUUGGAAUCAUAUGAAAUCACUAUGAAUGGUUUUAACUUAUUUAAGACUUUUUUUGAAAAUGUGAAUCUCUGUGAUCAUCGAUUAAAAAGACAAGGAGCUCAGUUGUAUGUAGAAAAGCUGGAAUUGAUAGGCAUGGAUUUCAUCUGGAAAAUAGCCAUGGAAUCACCUGAUGAAGAAAUUGCCAAUGAAGCUAUUCAGUUAAUCAUAAACUAUAGUUACAUUAAUCUAAAUCCUCGGUUGAAGAAGGAUUCAGUGUCUCUGCAUAAGAAAUUCAUUGCUGAUUGCUAUACAAGAUUAGAAGCAGCCAGUUCCGCACUUGGUGGCCCUACUCUAACGCAUGCAGUGACCAGAGCCACAAAAAUGCUCACAGCAACCGCCAUGCCCACUGUAGCAACAUCAGUUCAGUCUCCAUAUAGAUCCACUAAACUUGUGAUAAUUGAGAGAUUGCUGCUCCUGGCAGAGCGCUAUGUGAUCACUAUAGAGGAUUUUUACUCUGUUCCGCGAACUAUUCUACCUCAUGGUGCCUCAUUUCAUGGACAUCUUUUAACUCUUAAUGUUACCUAUGAGUCUACCAAAGAUACCUUCACUGUCGAGGCUCACAGUAAUGAGACCAUAGGGAGCGUCCGGUGGAAGAUAGCCAAGCAGUUGUGCUCUCCUGUGGAUAAUAUACAGAUAUUUACAAAUGAUAGCCUGCUGACAGUGAAUAAAGAUCAAAAGCUCCUCCACCAACUGGGCUUCUCUGAUGAGCAAGUCCUCACAGUAAAGACUUCGGGCAGUGGGACCCCAUCUGGGAGCUCAGCAGAUUCCUCAACCAGCUCCGGCAGCAGCAGCAGUGGAGUUUUUAGUUCUUCAUAUGCCAUGGAGCAGGAGAAAUCCCUCCCUGGUGUCGUGAUGGCUCUCGUGUGCAAUGUGUUUGACAUGCUUUACCAGCUGGCCAAUCUGGAGGAGCCCAGGAUAACUCUACGUGUACGAAAGCUUCUGCUCUUGAUACCCACGGAUCCAGCCAUCCAGGAAGCUCUUGAUCAACUGGAUUCUCUAGGAAGAAAGAAAACACUGCUGUCUGAGUCGAGUUCUCAGUCUUCGAAAUCUCCGUCUCUGUCUUCAAAGCAACAGCACCAGCCCAGCGCCAGUUCAAUUCUAGAAAGUCUGUUUCGAUCCUUUGCUCCAGGAAUGUCCACCUUCAGAGUGCUCUACAACUUAGAAGUUCUCAGCUCCAAACUCAUGCCAACCGCGGAUGAUGACAUGGCAAGAAGCUGUGCCAAAUCCUUCUGUGAGAACUUCCUCAGAGCAGGAGGCUUGAGUUUGGUUGUAAAUGUCAUGCAGAGAGAUUCCAUCCCAUCGGAAGUAGACUACGAAACAAGGCAGGGUGUUUAUUCUAUCUGCCUACAACUCGCAAGGUUUUUACUUGUUGGACAAACAAUGCCCACGUUAUUAGAUGAAGACCUCACCAAAGAUGGAAUUGAAGCACUUUCUUCUCGCCCGUUCCGAAAUGUUAGCCGGCAAACAAGCAGACAGAUGUCCUUAUGUGGGACCCCAGAAAAGUCGUCCUACCGGCAGUUGUCAGUGUCUGACAGGUCUUCCAUCAGGGUUGAGGAAAUCAUCCCUGCUGCUCGAGUUGCAAUACAAACCAUGGAGGUGAGUGAUUUCACUUCCACCGUGGCUUGUUUCAUGAGACUGUCAUGGGCAGCGGCUGCAGGACGACUUGACCUCGUUGGGAGUAGCCAGCCAAUUAAAGAAAGUAAUUCCCUGUUUCCUGCUGGAAUUCGAAACAGGCUCAGCAGUUCAGGGAGCAACUGCAGCUCUGGGAGUGAAGGCGAGCCAGUGGCCCUGCACGCGGGCAUCUGCGUCCGACAGCAGUCCGUGUCCACCAAAGACUCCCUAAUUGCGGGAGAGGCUUUGUCUCUCCUUGUUACAUGCCUGCAGCUUCGGAGCCAGCAGCUGGCAUCUUUCUAUAACUUGCCCUGUGUUGCUGAUUUUAUCAUUGAUAUUCUGCUGGGAUCACCAAGUGCUGAGAUUCGCCGGGUUGCCUGUGAUCAGCUGUACACUCUCAGUCAGACGGACACGUCAGCACAUCCAGAAGUGCAGAAGCCAAACCAGUUUCUCCUCGGCGUCAUUCUCACGGCGCAGCUGCCUCUCUGGUCCCCAACGAGUAUCAUGAGAGGAGUCAACCAGAGACUAUUAUCUCAGUGUAUGGAGUAUUUUGAUUUGAGGUGCCAAUUAUUAGAUGAUCUGACAACUUCAGAAAUGGAGCAGUUAAGAAUCAGCCCUGCUACCAUGCUUGAGGAUGAGAUUACUUGGUUAGAUAACUUCGAACCUAAUCGCACAGCCGAGUGUGAGACCAGCGAAGCAGACAACAUCUUACUGGCAGGACAUUUGCGGCUCAUUAAGACCCUCCUUUCACUCUGUGGGGCAGAAAAGGAAAUGCUGGGUUCAUCACUCAUUAAACCAUUGUUAGAUGACUUCCUUUUCCGAGCUUCUAGAAUUAUUUUAAAUAGUCAUUCUCCAGCUGGCAGUGCCGCCAUCAGUCAACAGGACUUUCAUCCAAAGUGUAGUACAGUGAAUAGCCGAUUGGCAGCCUACGAAGUCCUUGUAAUGUUGGCUGAUAGUUCACCUUCAAAUCUUCAAAUUAUUAUAAAAGAGUUACUUUCUAUGCAUCAUCAGCCUGAUCCUGCUCUCACCAAGGAGUUUGAUUACCUCCCCCCAGUGGACAGCAGGUCCAGUUCGGGGUUUGUGGGGCUGAGGAACGGUGGUGCCACGUGCUACAUGAACGCGGUCUUCCAGCAGCUGUACAUGCAGCCCGGGCUCCCUGAGGCAUUGCUUUCCGUAGAUGACGACACGGAUAACCCAGACGAUAGCGUGUUUUACCAAGUGCAGUCUCUCUUUGGGCAUUUGAUGGAGAGCAAGCUGCAGUAUUAUGUGCCUGAGAACUUUUGGAAGAUUUUCAAGAUGUGGAACAAAGAGCUUUAUGUGAGAGAGCAGCAGGAUGCAUAUGAAUUCUUCACAAGCCUCAUCGAUCAGAUGGAUGAGUAUCUCAAGAAAAUGGGAAGAGACCAAAUUUUUAAGAAUACUUUUCAGGGCAUUUAUUCUGACCAGAAGAUCUGUAAAGACUGUCCUCACAGGUAUGAACGUGAGGAAGCUUUCAUGGCUCUCAAUCUAGGAGUUACUUCUUGUCAGAGUUUGGAAAUUUCUCUGGACCAGUUUGUUAGAGGAGAAGUUCUGGAGGGAAGUAAUGCAUACUACUGUGAAAAGUGUAAAGAAAAGAGAAUAACGGUGAAAAGAACCUGUAUUAAGUCUUUACCUAGUGUCCUGGUAAUUCACCUAAUGAGAUUCGGAUUUGACUGGGAGAGUGGACGCUCCAUUAAAUAUGAUGAACAAAUAAGGUUUCCUUGGAUGCUGAACAUGGAGCCUUAUACAAUGUCAGGAAUGGCUCGCCUGGAUUCAUCUUCUGAAGUUGGUGAAAAUGGGCGAAGUAUGGAUCAGGGAGGUGGAGGAUCCCCACGAAAAAAAGUCGCCCUCACAGAAAAUUAUGAACUUGUCGGUGUCAUUGUGCACAGUGGGCAGGCGCACGCGGGCCACUACUAUUCCUUCAUCAAGGACAGGCGGGGGUGCGGAAAAGGAAAGUGGUAUAAAUUUAAUGACACGAUUAUAGAAGAAUUUGACUUAAAUGAUGAGACCCUGGAGUAUGAAUGCUUUGGAGGAGAAUACAGACCAAAAGUGUAUGAUCAAACAAACCCGUACACUGAUGUUCGCCGAAGAUACUGGAAUGCUUAUAUGCUCUUCUACCAAAGGGUGUCUGAUCAGAACUCCCCGGUAUUACCAAAGAAAAGUCGGGUCAGUGUCGUACGGCAGGAAGCUGAGGAUCUCUCCCUGUCAGCUCCAUCUUCACCAGAAAUCUCACCUCAGUCCUCUCCUCGGCCUCAUAGGCCUAACAAUGAUCGGCUGUCUAUUCUAACCAAGCUGGUUAAAAAAGGUGAGAAGAAAGGACUGUUUGUGGAGAAAAUGCCUGCUCGAAUAUACCAGAUGGUGAGAGACGAGAACCUCAAGUUUAUGAAGAACAGAGAUGUGUACAGUAGCGAUUACUUCAGCUUUGUUUUGUCUUUAGCAUCGUUGAAUGCCACUAAGUUAAAGCAUCCAUAUUAUCCCUGCAUGGCAAAGGUGAGCUUACAGCUUGCUAUUCAGUUCCUUUUUCAAACUUAUCUACGGACAAAGAAAAAACUCAGGGCUGACACUGAAGAAUGGAUUGCUACUAUUGAAGCAUUACUUUCAAAAAGUUUUGAUGCUUGUCAGUGGCUGGUUGAAUAUUUUAUUAGUUCCGAAGGACGAGAAUUGAUAAAGAUCUUCUUGUUGGAGUGCAGCGUGAGAGAAGUGCGAGUUGCUGUGGCCACCAUUCUGGAGAAAACCCUGGACAGUGCCUUGUUCUACCAGGAUAAGUUAAAAAGCCUUCAUCAGUUACUGGAGGUACUACUGGCUUUGUUGGAUAAAGAUGUCCCAGAAAAUUGUAAAAACUGUGCUCAGUACUUUUUCCUGUUCAACACUUUUGUACAAAAGCAAGGUAUCAGGGCUGGGGACCUUCUCCUGAGGCACUCAGCUCUGCGGCACAUGAUCAGCUUUCUCCUGGGGGCCAGUCGGCAGAACAACCAGAUACGUCGAUGGAGUUCAGCGCAAGCACGAGAAUUUGGGAAUCUCCACAAUACAGUGGCAUUACUUGUUUUGCAUUCAGAUGUCUCUUCCCAAAGGAACGUUGCUCCUGGCAUGUUUAAACAACGACCACCUGUUAGCAUUGCUCCCUCCAGCCCUCUGCUGCCCCUGCACGAGGAAGUGGAAGCCUUAUUGUUUUUGUCAGAGGGGAAACCUUACCUGUUAGAGGUGAUGUUUGCUCUGCGGGAGCUGACCGGCUCCCUCCUGGCACUCAUGGAGAUGGUGGUGUACUGCUGCUUCUGCAAUGAGCACUUCUCCUUCACCAUGCUGCAUUUUAUUAAGAACCAACUAGAAACAGCUCCACCCCAUGAGUUAAAGAAUACGUUCCAACUCCUUCAUGAGAUACUGGUCAUUGAAGAUCCCAUCCAAGUAGAGCGAAUCAAAUUUGUGUUUGAGACAGAAAAUGGAUUACUAGCUUUGAUGCACCACAGCAAUCAUGUGGACAGCAGUCGCUGCUACCAGUGUGUCAAAUUUCUUGUAACUCUUGCUCAAAAGUGCCCUGCUGCUAAAGAAUAUUUCAAGGAAAAUUCCCAUCACUGGAGCUGGGCUGUACAGUGGCUACAGAAGAAGAUGUCAGAGCAUUAUUGGACACCACAGAGUAAUGUCUCUAAUGAAACAUCAACUGGAAAAACCUUUCAGCGAACCAUUUCAGCUCAGGACACAUUAGCAUACGCUACCGCUUUGCUGAAUGAAAAGGAGCAAUCAGGGAGCAGCAACGGGUCAGAGAGCAGCCCCGCCAAUGAGAACGGAGAGAGGCAUUUACAGCAGGGUUCAGAGUCUCCCAUGAUGAUUGGUGAUUUAAGAAGUGACCUUGACGAUGUUGAUCCUUAGAGAAACACACUCAGCCCCUGACAAGGAGUCAGGCCACGUUACUGGAUGCUCAGCACCUCUUGAAACCAGAAUCUCAUCCUUGGACCCUUUGGAAGAGCCGGGAGAUUAGACUGGAAGAGCUGCCAUGACUCGGGAGGACCGUGUGUUUUUCAGGGAACAUGUUCUGUGGGCUCUGGCAGGCUGGGAACUUCCUGGGAGCACAAUCCCUGUGUGGAGUCACAUUUUUGCGAAGAUUUUAGGAAAUAAAGCCGGUGGCAGACUUUUUUGUUAUAUGAACAUGCAAGAGUGAGCGUAAAGCUGUUGCUUUCUCUAUGCUUCUACAAAAAAAAAAAUCCUUUGGUUUUUAUAUUUUAAGGGAAAAAGUAAGCUGCCUUUAGUUACGUGGGGGCAAAUUUUUAAUCUUGCAAUAGCAUUGAGUAGGAAUAUCCAAUUUAAAAUGAUGUAAAGAUGUGUGAUAAAAUUCCUUUUUGUUGUAAAAUAAUAGUUAAUUUAGUUUACACAGACCUUUGUAUUUAAUAUGUCUCCCUAUUUGUUUAGAACAGAUGGGUCUGAACAAGAGCCCUGGGCAUAGGCUUGGAUCUUGAUGAGAUAUUUCUGGGGUCAAAAAUUGGGAAAUUACUAAGCUCUUAAAAGUAUUUUUCUGAUAUAGUUGAAAAGUGAAAAGAGCAAAAAAAAAAAAAAAAAAAAGAAAGAAAUUUUAAAAUGCCAUGUUCUCCAAAAGUAUAAGGACAUUCUUUGACAUCAAUCACUAAAGAAGUUAGAAAUUGUUCUCAAAACAAAUUUUAAAGAUAGCACUUAGAGAUAUAAUUUUAUUGAGUUUGGCUUCAUAGAAUUAUCUAUUUAAUGAAUGCUUGGAGACAUAUUGAAUAAAUUGUCUUAAAUCAUGUGAUCUGCAAUCAUUUGCUUUUGCUUAAAACACAAUUACUGAAUCCCCUUGGUAUUGGUUGUAUGUAUAGUUAAAUAUUUGAGUUGGGAAGACACUGCUUGUGAGUUUUCUAGCGAUUUUAAUGCAGAGAAGGAAUUUGAGACUGUUUUUUUCUCCUCAACAUGACUAACACUGAAAAGACAGGCAAGGGUUAAGAUUUAAUUUCCCCAAAAUAACUAAGAAAGCAGUUGACCAACUAUCCAUCUCGUUGUGUUUGCCAAGUUCAUCACCACCCACUCAUUUCAGGUUCCCUUUUCUGGGUGGGGGGAGGGGCUUACACCAACAUAUUUCACAUGUUUUGUACAUUUUGUUUUUUGAAUUGCUCACACAUUUUCAGCCCUGUUUUGCCUUCAGUUACAUGUUCUGCCUUAUUAUCAUCUCACCUUGCACAGAACUAGGGAGCCUUAGGAAGUGCCAGGUUGCCCCUGUCACACUUGCCAAGUCCAAGAGGCCGGUAGCCCCGAAGUGCCUUCCUGGCUGCUUUGGCAUUUCGUGUGGGCACGUGGCCAGGCAGACAGCCCUCAUUGCUGUCCCCCGUCAGUUGCCCGGUUUCUCACUCUCCGGCAGCGGGAGUUUCUGUGCGGUCAGGCUGGUGAUGAGAAGACAGAAAGGCCGGCACAUAAGAGCAAAGCUCUGCCCUUGGAGAGACGGACAGCAGCAAGAGGCAGCGGUGGUGCCAGUGUUCCUGGAGUUCGGGAUGUGAUGCUGUAAUGUUGAUUUUGUGUACGCAAAUACUCCGUAACCUCUCCAUUCCCAUCCUUUCCCAGAGAUGGUGUGGGACAUGACCUUGAAAUGCCGGCGAUGAUCCGUGCUGGACGUCAUCGCUGGCAACUGCACUCUCAGGAGCCCAAAUUCAGGAGUGAAAUUGCCACUUCUAGUCCCUUAUUUCCUAUGGAAACGACGCCUUCCACACCCCCAGCACCUGCUGUCCUCACCCAAGUUUCAUCAGGAUCGCCUGUCUCCAGUGUGUCCCCGAGGCUUUGGUUCCUUUGCUUCUCUUGUUGCUACAGUGCACGUCAUUCUCACUUUGCUGGUAACCACUUGAUUUCCAACAGCUGCAGUCAACAAACCUGCUGAUAACUUUUUUUAAUGUAGUACAACAAGUGACAAUUAUGACAGGCUUAUCUUGGAGGAGUUGUCAUUUUUACUGCCAAUUUUUUGGAUGAAGAUGUUUUUAUAAAUCUUUCAAAAUGGUCUGCGAACAGAGCAGGAAUUGCACAAUUAACUCAACGCUGUGUGUUGAAGCUCCCUUCGUGAAGGCCAAUCUUAGGAUGGCCAGUUCUGCCCAUUCAAGGCAUCCUGGGAAAGAAAACAAAUGCGCAUCCCAGCAGGCACAUUGCCAUGACUUCUGGAGUACCCCAGUCGCUGACAAAGAUGACAUUUUAGGACCUAGAGCACCGCGUUCUCAGACUUAACCCUGUCUCCCCCACUCUCCCUGCUAACAUUGAGGUGUGUGCAGUUACCUUUUGAGCUUGGAACAAGCAGACUGGAAUUUUCCUCUGCUACCUCUUGUGUACAGAAUCUUGUUUAUAAAUUUCAAAAGGCAGUAGGUAAACUAGAGAAGACUCUUAAUUCUAAAUUCAGUUCAUGCGUGGCAGAGUUCUUAGCUUCUAAAAGUAUAAAAUAAAUUUUUCAAAAAUGGA